Paramisgurnus dabryanus is the source of this 3244-nucleotide messenger RNA. RefSeq names its product cadherin-like protein 26. Gene Ontology annotation, biological process: cell migration; adherens junction organization; cell-cell junction assembly. Gene Ontology annotation, cellular component: plasma membrane; catenin complex; adherens junction. NCBI's taxonomy places the organism in Eukaryota, Metazoa, Chordata, Actinopteri, Cypriniformes, Cobitidae. Gene Ontology annotation, molecular function: beta-catenin binding; cadherin binding; calcium ion binding. The record is from RefSeq and is a predicted model, not a curated record.
UAUGAUAGGAAGAUGGACCGGUGGAUGUCAAUGCUUAUAAUGAAGACUCUUGUGUUUGUUGUUCUUGUUACAUUUGUUACUCCGACGAAACAGAAUGCACGCCAAAAACGCGCUUGGGUUGUAGAUUCACUUUCUAUGGAGGAGGAGAAUGCUGGUCCUUUCCCAUAUAAACUGGGUGAUUUAAACAUUGAGAAGAAGAUUAUCAGAGAAUACAUCAUUCAUGGACAGGGGAUUGAUGAAGAUCCAAAGGGAAUUCUUACUAUUGACAGAACUGAAGGAGCAGUUUAUGCUAAUGGAAAAGUGGACUAUGAAAAACACAAGAGUUUAACUAUCACAUUUGAAGCAAAUGAAAAAUCUAAUAAAGCUUCACACAAACUUGCAGUGGACAUUGUGAUUCUGGAUGUUAAUGACAACGCACCUGUUUUUAAUAAGCCCGUCUAUGAAAUCACCAUUGAUGAAUCGACACCACAAGGUGAAAAUUUGGUCACAGUGAUGGCAACCGAUGAAGAUCGAGAUGGCACAGGAAACUCGUGGGUGACAUUUAGGAUUGUGUCAGUGACUCCCAGCCCCUCCAAUGCUGAAUUCUUCAUUCAACAAACUGAUGGAGAUCAAACAGGGAAAAUAUCUUUCAAAGGUUGCCUUGAUUAUGAGGAGGCACAGAAGUACACUAUUCUGGUUGAAGCAAAGGAUCAUGGUGAACAGAUGCAACUUUCUAGCACAGGCACAGUGAUAGUGAAUGUUAUCGACAAAAACAACCAUCUACCAGAAUUCACUGAUAAAACAGGCUUUGUGAAAGUAAGAGAGGGAAAACGUGGUGAACCUGUUUAUCGACUGCAGGUGACAGAUAAAGAUAGCAGAGGAUCUGCAGCAUGGAUGGCCAAAUACUCCAUCCAGGGUGAAAACGCAGAUCACUUCAUGAUUGAGACUGAUCCUGAUACAAACGAUGGAGUCAUUACAGUCGUUGAGUCAUUGAAUUAUGAAGAGAGGUCCAACUUAAACCUGACAGUCAGUGUGGAGAACGAGGAUCCCUUCUUUUACUGUCGAGUUAAAGGACGUCUCAGUGAAGGCCUGUGGGAUAUAGAAAGCUUUAGAGGAAAAUCCAGUUUCACAGCCGUGUCUCUACCAAUGACUGUUAUAGUGGAAGAUGUUAAUGAACCACCUUUAUUCAUGGAGACCAUCAAACACGUGUAUGUAAUGGAGAACGUGAAGAUUGGACACAACCUGUGGACGUUCAAAGCUGUGGACCAAGAUCAACUUGAUUCAGAUGAGAUUGUAUUCAUUCGAGAAAAAGAUGUAGGUGGCUGGAUAAGUGUAGAUUCACAAACAGGUCUUGUGUCAACAGCUAAAGUUCUGGACCGAGAGUCGCCCUUCGUAAAAGAUGACACUUACACUGUUGUAAUAUAUGCUGUUGAUAAUGGUAUGCCAUCAAUGACCAGCACAGGGACUUUAAUUAUUCAUCUGAGAGAUGAGAACGAUAAUUCGCCUGUUCUAGAGGUUGAAGAUCUGAGCAUGUGCUUGUCUGAGAAAGCCACCAACAUAACAGCCAUCGAUCCGGACCUGCCUCCAUAUGGAGCGCCAUUCCACUUUCAGCUUAUGGGAAAUGUUAAAGGAAAAUGGAAGCUCGGUUCCACCUACGGCACAACUGUAAGGUUGAUCAAAGAGGACACUGUGUUUGUGGGUGAUCAUAAACUCACAGUGAUGAUUUCUGACAGCCAGGGCAAAUAUUCACACCAGAACAUUCUGGUCCGUGUAUGUGACUGUGAUAUUACUGCAGACUGCAAUGAGACCAGCGCCCCGAUAAUAAAACUCAAUGUCUUUGCCAUCGCUGCUUUAACCAUCAGCCUCAUAAUUCUGCUGGGCAUCAUGUUAAUGGCUUGCAAGAUGAGAAAUGAUGCGCAGAAACAAGGCAGUAAAGAGCUGGAGGGAUCUGCGCAGUCUCUCAUUCAUUACAACACAGAAGGACCUGGAACUGACUGCACGAUCGAGGACAUCAUCUUAAUGAAAUCUUCAAGUGAAAUGUCUCAAAUCUUUAUCCCAAGAGGACACACAUUACUGAGCACACAGACACUGAGGAUGGGAUUAAAUGACUAUAGACAUAUCUGAUAAUGUGAUCUGAUAAUGCACAACAACAUUUUGGGUUUUGGGUUUUAAGCUUCAAGUAAAUGAAUCUGUGAUGGACACAGAUUCAUUCACAAACUCUUUGAGAGAAACUUUUCAGUCUUCAAACAUAAAGACAUGGUGAGAGAUGAUGAAGACAAGAUAAAAGAAAUCUCUAAUUUAAUGAAGGAUUCAUCAGUAUACAUAUAUUAUGGUUUAAUGUGUGCAUUGUUUUGACCAGUAAUUUGUGUAUCCUUUACAUAUUUAUAAUGCACACUGUAUGUCCAGCAUGGAAAUGCAGUUCAAAUAAUAAUGUGAUGACAUUAAUGUUUAAAAAGAGUUCCUGAAUAUAAAUCUGGAUCUUGUACAACAUGAUCUGUUUUAGUUUGAUCAAACUUUGCCUGUAUGUUUGGGCAGCCUGUAGUUAUUCUGCCUUAAGAAAAAUAUAAGAAACACAAGACAGCAGUUGUUUGGACUCUGUAAAUUAACGCACUGCAAAAAAAAUGAAUUUCUAGAAAAAGAAAAAAUGGCAGAUUUUUUUUGCUUGUUUUAUGCACAAAAUCAUUUAACUUUGAUAUUUUUGGUCUAAACACUAGACUUAUUUUCUUGGGUCGUUUUGAUCAUCAUGAAAAAGCAUCUUAAUUUAAGAAUUUUUAGAUAUUUUUACUGAAAACAAGACAAAAAUACUAAAAAUGUUUUCUUGAAAAUCAUUUUUUGCAGUGUGUGUAGUUAUAAGUGUGAUAUAUGAUCUGUGCCUAUAAGUAUUAAACAUUAAUUGCAUGAAAGUGAUACUGUAUGGAGAAAAAUAAUCACAUGCAGUACAUUUAAAUGUAUGUAAAUGUUCUCUUUCACUGAUAUGUUUAUCAUUAUAUGAAAGAUUUUUUAUAUGAGUUGAAUAUAGCUUGUGUUUGUGUUACAGUUGUAUAAUAGGUAACGUUGGUAAGUCUUUGUAAUAAGGUUGUAUUUGUUUAGUAAAUGCAUUAGCAUCAUUUAUUAAUUUUUGUUAAUGUUAGUAAAUGCAAAUACAAUUUAUGUUGGUUCAGUGUGCAUUAACUAAUGUUAACAGUUACAACAAAAGGAAUAGAAUAGAAGUAUUGUUCAAUGUUAGUUUAUGUCAACUAAUGCAUUAAUUAUACAGCCGUAUAAU